Messenger RNA from Baudoinia panamericana UAMH 10762, 899 nucleotides. RefSeq lists its product as uncharacterized. Gene Ontology annotation, biological process: protein folding in endoplasmic reticulum. The coding region runs from base 35 to 814 and encodes 259 amino acids. NCBI's taxonomy places the organism in Eukaryota, Fungi, Ascomycota, Dothideomycetes, Mycosphaerellales, Teratosphaeriaceae. The record is from RefSeq and is a predicted model, not a curated record. The transcript has 3 exons. Gene Ontology annotation, cellular component: membrane; EMC complex.
CGACAAGCAAUUGUACGGCUUCGCAACGUACAUCAUGGCGGGACCAGUGGAACAGCAGAUCCACCGAGAUCCUGCCCUCUUCUAUUGGAUCCUCCUCCCCAUCACCGUAGUCAUGAUCCUAACCGGCGUCCUGCGCCACUAUCUCACCGUCCUGCUCACCUCAACCCCCAAACGGCAACCGCUUGAGAAACUCCGCGAACAGCGCCACCUCGCCCACAUCCGCCUCCUCAUCGCCAACUCCCCGCAAAUUCCCCGCGCGUCCUUCGAAAAGCGACGGGAAUGGAUCGCGGAGCAGGUGAAGGAUGGAGGCUUUUUGGCUGGGGGCCCGGAGAGCAGGGGUAGUGCGAAGCCGAAUCCGCUCAGUGAUCCGGCGAUGAUGGAAGGGAUGAUGGGGAUGAUGAAGGGGCAGGUUGCUAUGAUGGUGCCGCAGAGUUUGAUCAUGGGGUGGAUCAAUGCGUUCUUUUCGGGUUAUGUGAUAAUGAAAUUACCCUUCCCUCUAACCCCCCAAUUCAAGCAAAUGCUCCAAGCAGGCGUCGGCACACGCGAUCUGGACGUGCGAUGGGUGUCUUCGCUGUCAUGGUAUUUCCUCACGCUUUUCGGACUACAACCCGUGUACAAUUUCAUUCUGGGAAGCAACAACGGGGCGAAUCAGAUGGCGCAGCAGAUGCAGAUGCAGCAGGCAGGCCAGCAGAUGCCGGGUGUCGAUGACAUGGAUAAGAUUUUCCAGGCGGAGUUGGAGAAUGUGGAGGUGGUGGAGCAUUGGUAUGUGUUGGAUGGGGUGGAGGAGCGGUUGUUGAAGAGGUUGGGUGGGUAGUCUUAUAUCGCACUGCGCCCUUUUGGAAUGAGAGUCAUUGCGCUUCAGGUUUCUCUCUCGCACAUGCUGAGUUAUGAUAUGACUG